AGCUUGGACUUCCGUCCCGCUUCAGCAGAGACACUCUGAGACUGUGGAAAGCUGAGCAGGGACACAGAGCAGAAGACCCAGGUGUCACCAUGGACAGGUUGACGCUGCGGCUCACUCUACUUUGGGCCUUUGCCCUCACAGGCACCCUGGCUGUGAACAUGGAGGGGAAGCUCAUCAAGCACCUCUUUGAGGAGAGAAACUACAAAAAGGAACUGAGGCCGGUGGCUUCCAAGGAUGAGACCGUCUCCAUCACCCUGGGGCUCACCCUCUCCAACCUUGUCUCUCUGAAAGAGGCUGAUGAAACUCUCACGAGCAAUGUAUGGAUUGAGCAUGGAUGGACGGACUACAGACUUCAGUGGAAUGAGUCUGAAUUUGGUGGCAUCAGCUUGCUACGUCUCCCUUCAGACAUGCUAUGGCUGCCGGAAAUUGUCUUGGAGAACAACAAUGACGGUGAAUUCCAGAUCACCUACAAUGCCAACAUUCUGCUUUACAAUACAGGCUAUGUGUACUGGCUACCUCCCGCCAUCUUCCGCAGUGCUUGCCCCAUCAAUGUCAACUUCUUUCCCUUUGACUGGCAGAAUUGCACCUUGAAGUUCAGCUCACUGAUGUACAAUGCCAAGGAGAUCUCCAUGGAGCUCAAAACAGAUGAGGACAUUUUGACCAAGAAAUCUUAUCCAGUGGAAUGGAUCAUCAUUGACCCAGCAGGCUUCACCGAGAAUGGCGAAUGGGAGAUCAUCCACAGACCAGCCCGCAAGAACAUUGACCCAAGCGUCUCUCCGGAGAGCAACAGGCACCAGGACAUCACUUUCUACCUCAUCAUCAAGCGCAAGCCUCUCUUCUACAUUAUCAACAUUGUCACCCCUUGUGUCCUCAUUGCCUUCAUGACCACCCUGGUGUUCUACCUGCCUGCUGACAGUGGGGAGAAGGUGACCUUGGCGAUCUCCAUCUUGCUGGCUCAGUCCGUCUUCCUGCUCCUGAUCUCCCAGCGUCUGCCUGCGACCUCCUUGGCCAUCCCUCUCAUUGGCAAGUACCUGCUUUUCAUCAUGCUGCUAGUGGCUAUAGUUGGGGUGGCCUGUGUCGUGGAGCUCAACAUCCACUUCCGUACACCUAGCACACAUAUCUUGUCCAACUGGACCACAGAGCUCUUCCUGGAGACCCUGCCACGCCUCCUGCACAUGUCCCAGCCAGCUGACAGUGAGCCAGAGCCACAGGACGGCCUGCAGAUCCGGCGCAGCAGCUCCAUUGGCUACAUUGUCAAGGCCGAGGAGUAUUUCACCGUCAAGUCCCGCAGUGAACUCAUGUUCGAGAAGCAGUCGGAGAGGCAUGGCUUGACCAGCCGGGUCACGCCAGCAAGGCCAAAACCUCAAGGUGUGGAUGACAUGCAGGAGCUACUCUACAACGAGAUCAAGCCGGCAAUCACUGGGGCCAACUUCAUUGUUCAGCACACACGAGACAAGAAUAACUUCAAUGAUGAGAAAGACAGUUGGAGCCGCAUUGCCCGCACGGUGGAUCGCCUCUGCCUCUUCCUGGUCACACCAGUUCUGAGCCUGGGCACCUUGUGGAUCUUCUUGAUGGGGAUCUACAACCACCCCCCACCCGUUCCCUUUGAGGGGGAUCCUUAUUUCUACCAUGAAGACUACAAGCGCUUCCUCUAGAGCUGGGCACCCUUGCUCCCAGAUAUGUCCAGGCCUUGACUUCCUACAAAUACAAUGCAUAUUUAUAUACCUACCUGUGGAAUGGGAGCGGGGCGGACUCGGGCUCUUGCUUCUGCUUCCCCCAACCUCACCCCACAUGGGGGUUGUGUUCUCUUAAGUUAUUUCUGCUUUUCUGUCUUAUUUCCUCUGGUGUAACACACUGAGGCUGAUCACACAAGCAGCACUACCCAGGCUUCAGCAGCCAUACCUGGGUAGGGCUCGUGUGAAGCGCCGGGAUCAUAGCUGAUUCUGGCGCUGCCUCUCCGGGCAGCCCAGGGUUAUUACCCCAGCUUUUACCCUGGUAGAAGGGCAUGAGUGCACCCUUCCGCCCCGGUCCCUGGUUGUGUGUCUGCUUGGGCUGCCUGCAACCCAAGCAGACACAGAGUCCAUCACCUUGAGUACCCGGCUGGGGGAGAAUCCCUCAAUGCACCACACUCCUUGUUUGAUAUAUUUAGGGAUAUCUGGAGGCUGGCCUGUGUUUUCCCAGCCUCCCGAUGGUUGUGGAAUAGAGACCAUCUGGGGGAAAGGGAGGUGCUAUCCUUCCUCCCCCACACCUACCCUCCCUGCCUGACUUGGAGGUCGUGUGAACGACCUUACUGUCUUUUGCAGCUUCGGUCUCCCAGAAAAUAAGAGAGAAUGUAUGGAGGCAGAGGACAAUCCUAUGCUGCACAAGAUACUGUAAAUAGUUGUAUGAUUUAUCAGUAGUAGGGCUGAUUUGGAAGCACCCUCCCUAAUUCAGUACAGAAAGGUAUAGUUUUCUAUUCUAGGCAAGCUCUGGGAAGACAGUUUUGCAAGUUUUAGGUGUGAUUUAUUUAUGUAUUUAUUUGAUGUAUAUACCACCUUCCCAAAUGUAUAUACCACCUUCCCAAAUUGGCACAGGGUGGUUUACAUUAAAAUCAAAAACACAUAACACAAUCAAAAACCAUUUAAAAGCAUUUAAAUUAAAACCAGAUAUCCUUAAAAGCCAGGCUAAAAAUAUGGAUCUUUAAGGCUCUCCUGAAGGCCUACAAGGAAGGUAAUCCCCUCAUAUCUGGCAGGGAGCACGUUCCACAACUUAGGGGCAACAACUGAGAAGGCCCAAUCCCAGAUCUCCACCAGAUGAACCAGUGGCACCCAAAGACGCCCACACACACCCACACCGAUGAUCUCAGUGAGCAGUGGGGAGACAAUGCACUGUUUGGGGAAAGUAUAAACAAUUUCUGUCAUUGGUCAUGGCUGUCCAUGGUGUGUCCCGUGUGUUCAGCAGAUCAAAGCUUCCUCUUUAUAAGUGGGGGAAACUGUGGUGAUAGCCAUGGUUAGAUAUUUUUAAAAAGAGGAAUGGACCAAUUCAUGGAGAAGGAGAGAUCUAUCUAGGUCUACUAGCCGUAAUGGCUAAUUAGAAUCUCAGUGCAUAGGGGCAGUAUGCCUCUGAAUGCCAGUUGCUGAGGAGCAGCUAUGGGAGAGCACUAUUUCUUUUAUGACCUGCCUGAGGGCUUUCUAGAGGCAUCGUCUCUUGAGUGUCCCAAUCCUAAACCAAGCACAGGGCAGGCAGAUCUGCUUGGAGCCCCAGAAUGGGAUGAACAUAAAUGGACACAAUAAACACAUUGAUUGGUGUCGCAGACAUCUUUUCUAAAAUAACCAAUUGUACUGUGUCUGUUUCUGGGUGUUGCAAUUUAAGAAAGGCAUUGAUGAACUGGAAGGGGUUCAGAACAGGGAAACCAAGAUGAAGAAAGCUCUGGAAACCUAGGUCUUCUAGGAAUGAUUGAAGGAGCUGAGUGUGCUUAGCUUGAGGAACAGAAGAUAAGGGAAGAUACAUAUGCUGGCCAUCUCCAAAUAUGUGGAGGACUACUACAACAACAACAAAUAUUUAUAUACCGCUUUUCAACAAAAGUUCCCAAAGCAGUUUACAUAGAGAAAUAAAAAAUAAACAAAGACAGAUCCCUGUCCCCAAAGGGCUCACAAUCCAAAAAUAAACAUAAGAUAGACACUAGCAACAGCCACUGGAGGGAUGCUGUGCUGGGGUUGAAUAGGGCCAGUUGCUUUCCCCCUGCUCAAUAAAGAGAAUCACCACUUUAAAAAGGUUUCUCUUCUUUGCUCAGUUAGCAAGGGCCUAGAAGAAGGAGCAGUCUUGUUCCCUGUUGUUCCUGGGGUCAGGACGAAACAAUGAGCAGAAAUGACCCCAAAAAAAAUAAAUAGAUGUAGGGAAGACAUUAGGAAACCUUCCUAACUGUAAAAGCAGUUUGAUAGUGAAACAGUCUGUAGAGGCUUUCCUUUGCUGGAGGUUAUCAAAGAGAGGCUGGAUGGCCACCUGUCAGGCAUGCUGCAGCACAGGGGUUGGCUCGCCAGCUGUUGUUGAACUGCAACGCCCAUCUUCCCUGGCCAUAAUAAAUUGUGGCCAGGAAUGAUGGGAGCUAUCGUUCAGCAGUAGCUGGAGAGCCAAGGUUGCCUAACGCUGUAUGGCAGAUUCCUUCACUGAUUAGGAAUCAGACUAGAAAGUCUCCAAAAUCCCUUCCAGCUCUAUGAUUCUGCCUCAUACCCCACAUAGAAUUCACCUGGAAGUGUGAACACAGCUUUCAUAGAGACAGUGGUCUUGUGUCUUUGGAAAGGAAGUUUAUGUAGCAAUAGAUUCAAAGUACAAAACAUAUAUGCAUAUUGAUCAGAGAACAGUUAGGCUAGGCAUGUCAGUAUUGCAGAUAUUCUUCAUUGUGAAAGCACAGAAUUUGCAGCAGAAACUGGCAAUCUUGUGGUUUGGGGGCUUUUUGUAUUUUAAGGAAGUUUUUAUUCUUUUGUAUGUGCCAUAUUGCUUUUCUUUAUAAUAUUUACAUAUUGCUAAUUGUAGCAUAAGCUUUUGUGGACUACAUGAAAACUUACACUAUAAUAAACAUGUUAAUCUUUAAA
This is a messenger RNA of Hemicordylus capensis (graceful crag lizard), 4571 nucleotides long. It is a transcript of the gene CHRND, whose product is annotated as cholinergic receptor nicotinic delta subunit. Gene Ontology annotation, molecular function: acetylcholine-gated monoatomic cation-selective channel activity; transmembrane signaling receptor activity. The transcript is spliced from 12 exons. Gene Ontology annotation, biological process: nervous system process; chemical synaptic transmission; signal transduction. NCBI's taxonomy places the organism in Eukaryota, Metazoa, Chordata, Lepidosauria, Squamata, Cordylidae. The record is from RefSeq and is a predicted model, not a curated record. The coding region runs from base 90 to 1655 and encodes 521 amino acids. Gene Ontology annotation, cellular component: postsynaptic membrane; neuron projection; synapse.